GCGCUACGUCAUCAAAAAGGACGCUGCGCCGCGGCUCCUCGAGACAGAGGAGAAAUAAACAGAAACGGAGGAAAAUAAAAACAAACGCGCUGAAGAUUUUAGAGAUAAAGGCUCCGAACCGGCGGCUCCGCGGCUCACAGCGGCUCACAGCGGCUCCGCGGCGGAUCACGGAGCUCAGAAACCCCGCCGAGUGAACACGGAGCGAGUGAUUCCUGUGGAGAGUCAUGAUCCAGAGGUCGGCCAAUGGCUACACUCAGCUGACCUUGACCUUCGCCCUCACGCUGACACUGGGCCUGCUGCAGUGGCCUUUGGGAGAGGUCAGAGGUCAAGGCGAGCUCUCCCCUGCCCUGGUCCUACAGCAGCUGCUGAGUCGCUAUGGCGAUAACGGCACCAUCUCGGUGCCGCAGCUGCGGUCGCUCCUCAUGCACCUCAACACGCAGCAGAAUGAGGAAAACGACACGGAGACGCCGGCUCCGCCCACCAGGACCAACACCUCCACGUGUCUGGCUGCAGGAACUCUGGCGGUUCACGGUCUGAGUGAACAGUCCCGUCUGGACGGCCCGGGUCUGCGUGAGUUCUGCCCCACUAUGCUGCAGCAGCUGGACGCUCGAGCCUGCCUGGCCCAGCAGAGCCAGGAACCGGAACCCAGCCCCCGACCCACCAACGCCGAGGUGUGGGGGUAUGGUUUCCUGUGCGUAACGGUCAUCUCGCUGUGCUCUCUGGUGGGCGCCAGCGUGGUGCCCUUCAUGAGGAAAACCUUUUACAAGCGGCUGCUGCUCUACUUCAUAGCUCUGGCCAUCGGCACGCUCUAUUCCAACGCCCUCUUUCAGCUCAUCCCCGAGGCCUUUGGGUUUGACCCUCUGGAGGCGUACUAUGUGUCUAAGUCUGCGGUGGUUUUUGGAGGGUUCUAUCUGUUCUUCUUCACCGAAAAAGUCCUCAAGAUGAUCCUGAAGCCCAAAGAGAAGGGAGGUCAUGGUCACAGUCAUUUCCCUGUAGAUCGCUAUGGUAACGGUGAUGUGGAAGAUGGAGUGAUGGAGAAGCUGCAGAACGGAGAGGCGGGAGGAGGAGUGUCUCUGCCGAGAGUGGAUGGAGAGAUCAGGGGGGUCGCAGAGGAGGACCGAAUGCUGAGCACCACACAGACGGUGCAGGACUCUCAGAGCGCUGGGGGAGGAGGGGGUGGUGGGGGUAGUACAGGUGGGUGUUACUGGCUGAAGGGUCGAGCGUACUCUGAUAUCGGCACUCUGGCGUGGAUGAUCACUCUGAGUGACGGACUCCACAACUUCAUCGACGGUCUGGCCAUCGGCGCGUCCUUCACCGCCUCUGUCUUCCAGGGCAUCAGCACCUCGGUGGCCAUCCUGUGUGAGGAGUUCCCUCACGAGCUGGGUGACUUUGUGAUCCUGCUGAAUGCCGGGAUGAGUAUCCAGCAGGCUCUUUUCUUCAACUUCCUGUCGGCCUGCUGCUGUUAUCUGGGAAUGGGCUUUGGAAUUCUGGCUGGAAAUCAGUUCUCUCCAAACUGGAUCUUCGCUCUGGCGGGGGGGAUGUUUCUGUACAUCGCGCUGGCAGAUAUGUUCCCGGAGAUGAACGAGGUGAGCCGAGAGGAGGAGGAGGCCGGAGGGAGCGGCUCCCUUCUGACCUUCGCCAUCCAGAACGCCGGCCUGCUGACCGGAUUCAGCAUCAUGCUCCUCCUGACCAUCUACUCGGGACAGAUCCAGCUCGGAUAGCAGUGGACCGGGACCGACCCCGCAUCCCGCCGGACUGAACUUGACCUUUUAACCCCUCGUCUUCAGGGGUGAGCCCAAAGAAGAGUGAGUGACGGACUCAGACGUGAACUCUGAGCCUAAGCGAGACCCCUGGACCAGCUGGACUAGGUCUGGACCAAAACACCCGAAUUUAAGACCUUUUACCAGUCGAGACGUAGUGAGUUAGUUCCGGACCUGCAGACGAAUCUGACUGAGUCAAACUGACCUAGAAUAUGCAUAUUAAUAUGCACUUUUCCAUGAGUUCCCUCAUUUUCACCGUUUCUCUUUCCAUUUUUACGUCUUCCUUUCUUUUCCGCCCUCUUCAUUUCCUGCGGAGGCCUUGUCUGUUUAACGUGUGUUUAGACUCGUAAACUCCUCUGUUUCAGCGUGUUACUCAGUCCUGUUACCCCAGACGCUUAACCCAGUCCUGCUGGUGCUGAAAACGUAGUCAUUUAUGCCCGAAAACGCUUCUUAAAGCGAUACUGUGCUGUUUUUCAGCUUCAUCUCCAUCUGUUGCGUCUGUAGAGCACAUCGAUCGAUUACCACGUACAGCUCCUCUCAACCCUGAGCUUAGAAAAGAGCAGAAAACCUCUUAAAACUCACUUAGAAUAGACGUCAGAGGGCAGGUGCAGAAUUUGGCUAAUAAACGUUUUGAAAUAAAGUUUUAUCCAACUUUCCAACAUCAGAGCAACACAAUUUCAGCAAAGUAGUUCAGGUUAAUUUCCCUUUCCUUACGGCCGUUUUUACACAGUGAAACUUCCAUGCAGCUGUUGUACGUUGCUUGCAACAUAAUUUCCAUGCAACUUGGCAGUUAAAUGACGCAAUUUAAAACGCAACACAUUCAGUUUCACCAUGAUCAGCAAAUUUAGCAGCUUUUCUUUUUUAAUACAGCCCAUCGUUCAUGCGACAGUCAUGUGAUGUUAUUUACAUUUACAUAUCUGUACCAAAUUCUAUCCUUGUACAAUUUUUCAUGCUGCCGUUCUCAUCGUUCAUUUUUCUGUCGUAGUUUCCUUCAUUCAGAGCUUUAAUGGAUCUGAGCUCUGUGUAAAUUUAGGGAUAAGAAAUAAUAUUUAAAAAUCAAGUUUGGAGAAAAUCCAGCUGCAUAGAUCACAAUACAGCAGCUAAAGAAGAGCAGACGGUGGAGGGAGCAGCUGUUAGCGUGAGCUGCUUAGCACUUUACAGAAACAUUAGCUUUGAGAAACUCAGUUUGUUCUUGCAGCUCAGAAAACGGACAAAAUGAAAGUCAGAACGACCUCCUUUACAUCCGCCCUCUAGUUUACUUUCACAUCCAGUGAUCUGGUGAGGUCGCCUGAUAAGAUCAUGUGGUUCAUCAUCUUCGUUUUGAUUUCAAACACGUGAAACUUUUGCAACAUUCAAAUGCAGCUUUUCACAGAGGGCCAGAUCACAGCAUGUCAAAAUACCAGAGGGAUGAAAUAUUAUUCACAAAUGAUUCUAAAUAUUUACGAUAUCAGAGGACAGAAUCAGAGCUUCUGUGUUUCCUAUCACUGAGGAAAAGAUGCACGAGGCUUCUUUAUUGUUGCUCAGAGCAGUUUAGAUCCAUAAGCUUAUAAUAAACAAUUAAACUGUUAGGAACAGUAAAACGUGUCUGAUGUAUGAAUACAUUCCUGUUUAAAGGAUUCGUUAUUGACGUGUUCAAAAAUAUAAUUAGUGAGAUAAACUAAACAAAAAUCUAUAAAUUAAUCAUCAUAAUCAGUCGUUAUUGCUCCUCCUUAAAGGGUUAACAUGUCCUGAUCUGCUGAAUCUGCUCUGAUGUGAAGUCGGUGCUGUGAGACUCGGAGCUGCAGCUGCUUUAGUUCCUCUCCUGAAUGUUUACUGUGAUGUUCUGCUGUUUAAAUCUGCGGUUCUCGGCGUUGGUCUGAGCUUUAUGGCUCAGUCUGGACUAAAUGUGUCUUUUCAAUUAAGUCAUGAUCUCAAGAUAACAACCCAGAAAAUUAUGGCCUCUUCAUGGCCUCCCUGGACUUCUGUAUCCCAGGACGUGACGUGGGUCUGUUUUGUCUGUUCUGGGUCGUCAGAUGUCAGAGAAAGUAAACAUCGAGACACGUCGUGUGCCGUAAAACCUUCUGAGGUAUCGCGAUUCCGUUCGGCCGUAUCGUCCGGCUCUAACCCGGCGCCCUUAGACCUCUAAUACAGUGAGUUGGUAUCAGUGAGUCUGUUGGUUUCUGAGUUCAGGGAAACGUGUUGAAGGUGUGAUCCGAGCUAAUUUGAUCACUACAGAUACAGAUUAACAGAAAACCAUAAUCAAUACAGAUCAAUACCUAAUGUUCCCUUUAUCUCUGUGCUAGCGUGUUAGCUGUAGCUGCUGCUAUCUAGAACAUUAUCUGAACUAUCUAAUCUAGAUAAACUGACGCUCAUAACUUAUUAAUCAAACUCCUGUUUGUGACGUUACUGGUCAGUAAGCGAGUGCGUUAGCCUUUAGCUUUAGCCUUUAGCUUUAGCUUUAGCCAGUAAGUCGUACCUGUGAAGGUGUUCACUUUCACGUGCUGCUGUUUUUACCCAGAAUGCCAUUCAAACAACUCAACAAACCAAACUGAAAACUCUCUCAACUAAACAAACACUAUUAAAUACGAACAAGACUCUUAUUUUGUACUGGACGAGUUAGAGAGGCUGAAAUCUAGUCGACCAAAUACCUGCUUUCCUUUAUUCUCACUGCACUGGACAAAAAAUCAUAUUUUACUGAGUGAAAUCAGAUUAAAUCUGAUCAAUAUAUCUAAUGUUUCUCAUUAUUGGGCUGUUGUAAGAAUAUCAGAAGAUUAUUAAAGAUCUGCAUAUUAUAACUUGUUUUUUUAAGUCAUUAUUAUUAUUAUUAUUAUUAUUAUAAGCUUUAUUUCUUGGAAUAAGCCAGUUAUUUUGCAUUACAUCAAAAUUCUGUGUUAUUUCCUGAAAAAGGAUCUGUGUCAUUUACUUCAUUAUUUUUAAAAUAAGGCCGUUUUAAUGCAUUAUUUAUUGAAAAAAAAGCUAAAUUAUUUACCAGUCGGGAAAUUUCACUAGAUAAAAAAUUACUCAAAUUCUAAAAAUAUGUUAGAUAAUCUUUUAAUAAUCUUGCAACAGUCUCAUAAUUAGAAAUGCAUAUUUUGAGUGGAUUUAAGAUGGUUUCAUGUGUAAAUAUGAUUUUUUGCAGUGUAAUUGAUUCUUUACUGUUUCUUUAUAAAUGUGGAUUCGUUUUUGG
Messenger RNA from Colossoma macropomum (tambaqui), 4926 nucleotides. RefSeq names its product solute carrier family 39 member 14 (gene slc39a14). The coding region runs from base 225 to 1721 and encodes 498 amino acids. Gene Ontology annotation, cellular component: membrane. The record is from RefSeq and is a predicted model, not a curated record. NCBI's taxonomy places the organism in Eukaryota, Metazoa, Chordata, Actinopteri, Characiformes, Serrasalmidae. The transcript has 9 exons. Gene Ontology annotation, biological process: zinc ion import across plasma membrane; intracellular zinc ion homeostasis. Gene Ontology annotation, molecular function: zinc ion transmembrane transporter activity.